AUGAGUGCCUCUUCAGUUCAUCAAAAUAUAUUGAUAUCAAAUUAUCAAAUAAGCAUAAUUAAUUAUGAUUCGGUUGAAAUCAAAAACAUAAUAUUUACUUUACAUCGUGGAUUUAUUUUAGAAAAUACUAACAAAAAGGUUGAUAUAACAUUAAAAAACGUAAUUUUCAUUCAAAGCAACUUUUCUGAUGAAACAAUUAUUAAAACUUAAUAGUAUGGUAAUAUUGUAUUCUUGAAUUUUAAGAUUACAUUUCUAUCUUAAUAAUUCUACCUUUUUUGAGUUUUGAAAACAAUCGAUUUCAAUUUCAAUUAAAAUACAAAAACUAACUAUUAAUUUCAAAAUAAACAAUAGACAAGCAAUAAUAACGAUUGAGGAUAUUCUUAUUGAAAAUUGUUAAAUGUUCAAUUCUUCAUUUUCUCUUUCUAAUCAGAUUUAAACAAUGA
Paramecium sonneborni is the source of this 443-nucleotide messenger RNA. Lineage: Eukaryota; Ciliophora; Oligohymenophorea; Peniculida; Parameciidae. The record is from the annotation of a GenBank genome assembly.